Molecule: messenger RNA, 619 nt
Organism: Papilio xuthus (Asian swallowtail)
Lineage: Eukaryota; Metazoa; Arthropoda; Insecta; Lepidoptera; Papilionidae
Product: histidine-rich glycoprotein-like
Exons: 5
Coding region: 1-609 (202 amino acids)
Cellular component (GO): extracellular matrix
Source: RefSeq, a predicted model, not a curated record
AUGACCAAAAUAAUAAACUUUGAAAGUAAAUUACUCAGAAGUACAAUCGGGGAUUCUGGUGGUGUACUACCACAAAUGAUUCUAACAUUUUGUACACUGGCAUCAACAUGCCAUAGCUUGUAUGAAUUUCAUCAUCACCAUCCACACCAUUUGGCGGUUUCGCAUCAACAGGUGAACAAGCACGACGGUCCCCAUCACCCUGUCCUCGUGCAUCAUGCCCCGGUGCAUCACUUGCCCAUUCAUCACGAGACCAUUCACCACGGACCGAUUCACCACGGACCGAUUCACCACGAGCCCAUUCACCACUUGCCAUUAUUGCACCAUGCGCCAGUACAUCACGUGCCUGUGCCUUAUGCAGCCCACCAUGACCAUUACUCAUUUCCUGAGUACAACUUUGCAUAUACCGUCCACGAUCAUCACACAGGCGAUGUGAAAUCCCAACAUGAGUUCCGUCAUGGGGACGUCGUGAAGGGAGGCUACGAACUGAUCGAACCCGACGGCCGGUACAGAAAAGUAGAAUACAAAGCCGAUGACCAUACUGGUUUUAAUGCUGUUGUGCAUCAUUCGUCUCCUCAUCAUCACGUUCAUAUCUCUCAGCAUCAUAAUUAAAUACGAUCGU